Molecule: messenger RNA, 721 nt
Organism: Fomitiporia mediterranea MF3/22
Lineage: Eukaryota; Fungi; Basidiomycota; Agaricomycetes; Hymenochaetales; Hymenochaetaceae
Product: DUF1348-domain-containing protein
Exons: 4
Coding region: 1-468 (155 amino acids)
Source: RefSeq, a predicted model, not a curated record
AUGGAGAAUUCGGGUCACUGCGUCUUCGUGCCCACCCUAUAUAAAAAAAAAGUAAAACUUGCCCAGAAGCUGUGGAAUACGAAGGACCCAGCCAAAGUUGCUCUGGCUUAUACUGAGGACACUAUCUGGCGCAACAGAGACCAAUUCCCGUGUGGAAGAGCGGAAAUAAUUGACUUCCUCACGAAGAAGUGGCAGAAGGAGAAGCGGUACAAACUCAGAAAGGAGCUAUUCGCUUGGACGGACAACAAAAUUGCCGUACAGUUUUGGUAUGAGUUCUAUGAUGAAGCUGAGAAGAGUUGGUACAGGUGUUAUGGUCUAGAGGAUUGGACCUACAACGAGGAUGGCUUAAUGCGGAAGAGGCAGAUGAGCGGAAACAAUGUAAAGAUAGCGGAGCACGAGAGGUUUUUCCACGAAAAUAUGACCGACGAAGACGUGGACAAAGUGUCGAUUAGCGAGAAGCACUGGUAAAUCAGCUACCUGGACAUGGACAUUGUUCGAGGUUGCGGGCGAUUCUUCCGUGUUUUACACUACCGAUGGACAUACGGGAUCUUGUCUGAACCGCUCCUACAACUAUUCCGUCCUUAUACUGGCGCUUCGCUAGGCUAGAGUUUAUCGGACGGAUACCAGCGAGUUAGGAUAGAGUAUUUCCUAUUCUUGCAGUUAUCUUGUGGAUAAGCUACCGUUGAUUGCCGUGUAUUUAUAUCAAUGCAUUACCUUUUCG